UGGUAACCUUUAAAAAUAUUAUUCCCUGCCUUUUCUCUCUUUUUUAAAUAAUAUCACACACACAUUUUUUUAAAAAAAAAUGGUGAAUAAAGCAACUGUAAAGAACGUCUUGUCUGGAGAUACCGUUAUUUUAAGAGGAAAGCCUAGAGCCAACGGACCUCCUCCCGAAAGACUUUUAGCUUUGUCUAAUGUUCAGGCACCGAGAUUAGGCAACACCACUCGUUCUGAUGAACCUUUUGGGUAUGCCGCACGAGAGUUUUUGAGAAAGUUAGUGGUUGGUAAGGAAGUCUCGUUUGUAUCUGAUUAUACAGUCCCCACCACACAACGCGAAUAUGGUAGCUUGUAUUUACCCAACGGUGAUAACGUGGCUGAAUUAGGCGUGAAAGCUGGUUGGCUUAAAGUCCGUGAAGGUGGUAAAACCACACGUGAAGAUCAAGAAGAAGUCUUGGACAAGUUGGAGUUAUUGCAAUCGGAAGCUCAAGCUGCUGGUCUUGGUAUGUGGGACUCCUCUGAAAAGGGUACGCGUGAGGUUUCCUUUUCAUUUGAACGUGAUGCACAAGCCUUUUUGAACAAGUACAAGGGAAAGCCUUUGGAUGCUGUGAUUGAACAAGUACGUGAUGGUGCUACAUUCCGUGUUUUAUUGAUUUUACCCGACGCUACCCAACAAUUCAUUACAUUAUACCUUAGCGGUAUUAAAGCUCCUGCCUGUAAAAGAGACAAUGACGACCAAUCCGUUUCAGAACCCUUUGGAGAAGAAUGCAAGUUCUUUGUCGAAUCACGUCUUUUACAACGUGGUGUCAAGGUGAUUUUAGAAGGUGUAUCACAAUCAGGUGGACAAAAUUUUAUUGGUUCUGUUCAACAUCCUGCUGGUAACAUUGCUGAAUUAUUACUUUCACAAGGUUUAGCCAAGUGUGUUGAUUGGAGUAUCACCAUGGCUACUUGUGGUCCCGCUCCUUUACGUCAAGCAGAAAAAUCCGCCAAGGAGAAAAAACUUCGUAUUUGGCGUGAUUUCGUUGCUAAAAAAGUCGAUACCAAUGCUACCGAAUUUGAUGCUACCGUUGUACGUAUUGUGACGGGUGAUACGAUUAUUGUAAAGACCAAAGCCGGUGUUGAAAAGAAAAUUCAAUUAGCCAGUGUGAAACAAGCCCCUCGUGGUACAGGAUCCACUGCCCCUAACAACUCCAAAUCAAGAGAUAUCAAGGAAGUAGGUUAUCAAUUUGAAGCCAGAGAAUUCUUGCGUAAAAAGUUGAUUGGUAAACCCGUGCAUGUCACAAUUGAUUAUCAUAAGCCUGCUCAAGAUGGGUUUGAAGCCAAGGAUUGUGCUACUGUCAUUGCUAGUAAUCACAAUAUCGCAGAACAACUCAUUGUACGUGGUCUCGCUACUGCUAUUCGUCAUCGUAAGGAUGAUGAUAACCGUUCACAUUGUUAUGAUCAACUUCUUGUUGCAGAAAGAAAGGCAGAGGAAGAAAAGAAGGGUUUACAUAGUCCCAAGGAACAACCCGUUGUGCGUAUUGUAGAUGCCUCUGAAAAUGCCGCCAAGUCACGUCAAUUCUUGACCUUUUUAAAGCGUAGUGGUAAAGUGCAUGCCGUAGUGGAUUUCGUGGCCAAUGGUUCUCGUAUGUUUGUUUGGGUACCCAAGGAAAACUGUCGUUUGACCUUUGUCUUGUCUGGUGUUCGUGCUCCUCGUGUCGGUCGUACACCCAAUGAUAAAUCCGAACCCUUUGGUCAAGAAGCACUUGAUUUUGUCUCUCAAAAAUGUCUUCAACAUGACGUUGAAAUUGAGAUUGAAAAUGUGGAUAAAAUUGGUAGCUUUGUGGGUUCUCUCUUUGUCAAUGGUGAAAAUUUAGCUGUGGCUCUUUUAUCCCGUGGUUUAGCUACCAUUCAUGAAUACUCUGCAGAUGAAUCUCAUUAUGUAAACCAAUUAUAUGGUGCAGAACGUGAUGCCAAGACUGAAAAGAAAGGUAUCUGGUCCACCUAUAAGCCUGAAGAAGAAGAAGAACAAGUGGCUCAAGACCAAGCUUCUUCUGCUGCUGGUCCUCACCGUGAAUACAUUGAUAUCGUUGUCUCGGAUAUCAUCAGUGGUUCUCAUUUCUAUGUUCAAAAGGUCACAGAUGAAAUUGCUAAAUUAGAAACCGUCAUGUCUGAAUUAGGUCAAUAUCAAAACGGUCGUCCUGCUGACCCCACUUUUAAAGCACGUGUAGGUGAAAAUGUCAGUGCUAAAUUCACUGAAGAUGAUUGUUGGUACAGAGCCAGAGUCAAGCGUAUCUCUCAUGAAGGCAUUGAAGUCUUUUACAUUGAUUUCGGUAAUUCAGAGACCUUGUCUAGUUCUCGUGUGCGUUCUUUACCCGAAAACUUUAAGCAAUUAAAAGCACAAGCACACGAAGCCACUUUAUCAUUUGUCAAAUCACCCGAGGUCAAUGAAGAUUAUGGUAUUGAGGCUUUGGAACGUUUCCGAGAUCUCACGGGUAAUAAGCAGUUGGUGGCUAACGUGGAUGCGCGUGAUGGCAACGUGCUCUGUCUCACCAUUUUUGAUUUCCGUAAAUCCACCAGUGCAGAAGAUAGUGUUAAUUUGGAUAUGGUCAAGGACGGUCAAGCUUAUGUGACCCCCAAGGUGCGUUAUGCUCGUGGUAAUGAAACUAUUUUGAAAACAUUGCAAGAGGCACAAGAGGAAGCUAUUAAGCGUAGACGUGGUAUGUUUGAGUAUGGCGAUAUCACCGGUAACGAAGAUGUCACCAGCACACAUUAUUAAUUAAAUAUAUAUAUGUAUACACUUUUUUG
Mucor mucedo is the source of this 2778-nucleotide messenger RNA. RefSeq lists its product as uncharacterized. Gene Ontology annotation, molecular function: RNA binding; nuclease activity. The record is from RefSeq and is a predicted model, not a curated record. Gene Ontology annotation, biological process: regulatory ncRNA-mediated gene silencing; mRNA catabolic process. Gene Ontology annotation, cellular component: nucleus; cytosol; RISC complex. The transcript is spliced from 4 exons. Bases 80 to 2749 code for a protein of 889 amino acids. NCBI's taxonomy places the organism in Eukaryota, Fungi, Mucoromycota, Mucoromycetes, Mucorales, Mucoraceae.